This is a messenger RNA of Saxophila tyrrhenica, 3888 nucleotides long. RefSeq names its product protein transport protein S31 (gene SEC31). Gene Ontology annotation, cellular component: endoplasmic reticulum exit site; COPII vesicle coat. The record is from RefSeq and is a predicted model, not a curated record. Gene Ontology annotation, molecular function: structural molecule activity; protein binding. Bases 1 to 3888 code for a protein of 1295 amino acids. Gene Ontology annotation, biological process: endoplasmic reticulum organization; endoplasmic reticulum to Golgi vesicle-mediated transport; COPII-coated vesicle cargo loading. NCBI's taxonomy places the organism in Eukaryota, Fungi, Ascomycota, Dothideomycetes, Mycosphaerellales, Extremaceae. The transcript is spliced from 2 exons.
AUGGUGGGAUUACGGACACUCGAGCGAACCGCUGUCUUCGCAUGGUCGAAGGGGAGCGGGACGCCUCUACUGGCUACUGGUACGAAAGUGGGAGCAGUCAACGACGACUUCUCUAGCGAAGUCCUUCUGGAGUUGUGGGACUUGGAACUGCAGAAGCAAGAGCGGGAUGCAGAACCGAAGAAGCUGUGCGCAAUCACUGUGGACUCUGGUUUCAAUGAUCUCGCCUGGAGCGAGCCGGAUGACGACCAUCCGCUUGGAGUCCUCGCUGGGGCUCUUGAGAAUGGUUCGGUAGACCUGUGGGACGCAGAGAGGGCGCGCAGCGGCAGCAAAGAUGCCUUCAUCUCACGAACAACGAAGCACUCUGGUCCUGCGAAAGCGCUGCAAUGGAACCCAUACCGGCACAACCUUCUCGCAUCCGUGGGAUCCAAGGGCGAGAUCUUCAUCUACGACUUGAACAACAUGGCCAAUCCUUUCAGGCUGGGAGCAACAGCUGCAAGAGCGGACGACAUUGAUUGUCUGGAUUGGAACAAGUCGGAAAAGACUGCGCACAUUCUAGCUACUGGAAGUAGUGGGGGCUCUGUCACAGUGUGGGAUGUGAAGCAAAAGAAGGACGUCUUGACCCUGAGCAACCAAGGGAGGAAGGCGGUCAGCGCGGUGGCAUGGGACCCUGAGCAAAGCACGACUCUGGCAACUGCGACAUCGAACGAUCAAGAGCCGUUGAUUCUGAUCUGGAGUUUAAGGAACAGCAGCGCGCCAGAGCGGACGCUGAGGGGCCAUGAGCUAGGCGUUCUUGGCUUAUCGUGGUGUCAGCAGGAUUCAGACCUGCUGCUGUCGUGUGGAAAGGAUAACAGGACGAUUUGCUGGAAUGCGAAGACGAGCGAGAAGUUGGGAGACUUCGCAGCAGGCUCGAAUUGGGCGUUCCAGACGAGGUGGAAUCCACACAAUCCAAGCUUGAUUGCAAGCGCUUCCUUCGACGGCAAGAUCCUCGUUACCUCAUCCCAAAGCACAAACCCGAAGAAGGAGGAUCAAUCGCAGGCGAACCAGGCCCUGGAUGGCGAGGACUUCUUUGCAAAAGCACAAACUCAGCCUCAAGGUAUCACAUUCUCUUUGUCCAAGGCUCCAAAAUGGACCGCAAAACCGGCCAGCGUCUCUUUCGGGUUCGGUGGCAAGCUCGUUCGAGUUGGUCUGGACCCUUCGUCGAAGCGAAGCAAGGUUGCGAUCGAGUCAUUCGCUGUGGAUACAUCGAUAGGCGACGCUGCUGAGAAGUUCGAGGACAAGCUGAAGGGAGGCGACAUGGAGAGCGUAUGCGCCAGCAAGAUUGAUGACGCCAAGACAGACGAAGAAAGGGCGGAUUGGCAGGUCAUUGAGACGUUGAAUGCUGGCAAGUCGAGGCAGAAGCUGAGACAGUACCUUGGGUUCGAGGACGACAGUCUUUCCAAGGAUACAGAGAAGCUGGACAUCAAUGGCGACAAAGGCGCGAAGCCGGAAGGCAGUGAUGACGACUUCUUCGGUAACGGCGAGGAUGGCGACAACUUCCUUGUGAACCUUGCGGCUACGAAAGGCGCAAAGACGAACAACCCAUUCAGCCUCUAUACCGGAUCGGAGUCCGAGGCGGACAAAGACAUCACGCAGGCUCUUAUGCUCGGUCAGUUCGAGAGUGCGCUCGACGUGUGUCUUCGAGAGGAUCGUAUCUCCGACGCCUUCAUGAUUGCGGUAUGUGGCGGACAGAAGUGUAUCGACAAAGCACAGAGUGCGUAUCUCAGAAAGCAGGCCAAGGGGCCGAGCUAUCUACGAUUGCUGGCAAGCAUUGUGGGCAAGAACCUGUGGGAUGUCGUACACAAUGCAGAUCUGCAGAACUGGAAGGAAGUCAUGGCCACGCUAUGUACAUACGCAGACGAGACCGAGUUCUCUGACCUGUGCGAGGCGCUGGGUGACAGAUUGGAGGAGGCAUAUCAAGACGGCGAGGGCGAGAAGGUUCGAAGACGGGACGCUACCUUCUGUUACCUUGCGGGCUCCAAAUUGGAGAAGGUUAUCGGCAACUGGAUCCAAGAGCUGCGAGAAGAGGAACAAUCUGCGCUGGCCGCUGAUCAGGAAGAGAGUGACUUUUCGGUGCACGCCAAAUGCCUGCAGGGCUUUGUGGAGAAAGUGUCCGUCUUCCGCAAGGUCACGAACUUCAAGGACCCGGACAUGCAAGCAUCGGAGAGUUGGAGGCUGUCAGAGCUUUAUCGUCUGUAUGGCGAAUACGCAGACAUACUUGCGUCUUCAGGACAGUUGGCGGUCGCAGAGUCUUAUCUGAGCCUCCUCCCAAGCAAGUAUGAGGGUGCGGAAGCCGCGCAGACAAGAGUCAGGCAGGCUACUCGGAAGGCUGCACCAGCUGCAGUUCAAUCACGACAAGCACCAAGUGCGCAGAAGCCCGGUGCUCGGGUUCAGCCGGUCAUGCAGCCUUCUGCCCCAGCACAGCAGCCUUUGGUCAAUCAGGCAAGAAACUCUACGCCAGGCCCUUAUGCUCCACCAAAUGCUCCUAACGCUCAAGCACCUUAUGGCCAGCCUUCACAACCACCCGCGCCAGGGCCCUACGCUCCUGCCAGCAACACUUAUGCCCCUGCUGGCUAUCAGCCUCCCCAACCCUCUAACCCUUACGGACAGCAGCCUGGCAUGUACGGUGGAUACCAGCCCCCGCAACAGACACCGCUCCCUCCGCCACCUCGAGGCAGCACAUCGUCGCCAUCUGUGCCUCCUGCCGCAGCCGCGAAGAGUAUGACAAACUGGAAUGAUAUGCCUGAUAACUUCUUCAAAGAAAAGGCAACUUCACGACGUGGCACACCAGGUCCACAGCCCGUCUCCUCGCCCUUCCCAAAUGCGACAGGUCAGAUCGGAUCGCCUCCGCCACCUGGACCGCCUAUGUAUGGCCAGCAACAGCGAAGUGCAUCGCCAUUGCCGCCUCCGCCAAGAGCCGGUGAAGCUCCACGGGUCACAUCUCCUCCAGCUACUGGCUUCCCGCAGCAGCAGCAACAGCGGCCAUCAUCCUCAGCGGCCAACGCAUACGCGCCGCCACAAAACUACCAGUCACAACCGCCUACUGGCUCCACCCUGCCUACACCUGGCCCUCCGCCGAUUCAGCGUGGCGCGUCCCCUUACCAGCCACCACCUUCGACCUCGUCAGCCGCUCCAUCAAACCGAUAUGCGCCAGUGCCUGGCAGUCAGCCCUCGAUGGCUCCAGGAGCACCACCGCCACAGCGGCAGGUUGCGCCCAACCCUUACGCAGCGCAACAGCCACCUUCCCAAUCACCCUAUGCGCCGCAGCAAGCGCCUCAGUUCGGUCAACCCAGUCAAGGCGGACCGCCACCUCCCCCAUCGAAGUCUACCGGUCCUCCGCCACAAGGACCUCCGAGAUCACAGCCACCCACAGGCCCGCCACCCUCAGGGCCACCUCGUAAUGCCGUCGCCUCGCCCACCUCACAACAGUCCCAGCUCCCCCAAACCGCAGCAGACCAACCGGUAGCUUCACCACCACCAACAGCAGCGAAGCCCAAAUACCCACGCGGCGACCGCUCGCACAUCCCUCCCUCCGCCCAACCAAUCGUCGACCUCCUCUCCCCCGAGAUCGCACGCAUCAAAUCCUCAGCACCUCAGCAGUAUAAGCCACAAGUCGACGAUAUGGAGAAGCGGCUCAACAUCCUCUUCGACCACCUCAACAACGAGGACCUGCUUAGUGAAAGCACGGUGCAGGAGAUGAUUGGGAUAGCGCAGGCUGUUUCCGCGAGGGAUUGGGAUAGGGCGUUGGGGUUGUUUAAUGAGAUGCAGGCGGCGAAGUCGGCGACGGAGGGGACGAAUUGGAUGGUUGGAGUUAAACGACUCAUCAAUUUUGGGAAGGUGUCGAAAGCUUAG